AUGGCCAGUUCCAUCUGUUGUGAAUAUUGGAGAAGGUACGUCUGGAUUAUACCUUGUUUUAUCGCCGUUUUACAAUCCACUGCGGCUGUUACUCAUUAUUCUGUCCCAGAAGAGCUUGAACAAGGUUCUGUUGUAGCAAAUCUUGCAUCAGAUUUGGGACUAGAUGCGAAGACGUUAGCUCAGCGUAAAAUACGCUUGGAGACAAUCGCCAACAGGAAAUAUCUGGACGUGAACAAAGAAACGGGCGAGGUGUUCAUUGCUGAAAGAAUCGACAGAGAGUCUCUCUGCCCCGCGAAGACAUCGUGCUAUCUGAAAAUGGAAGCAAUAAUUGAAAACCCGAAACGGAUAUUUUACAUUGAGUUAGAGGUGAUGGACAUAAAUGACAACGCACCUCAUUUUCGGAGAGACACAAUCGAUUUGGAUAUUUCAGAGGCUACGCAGGCAGGGGAGCGUUUUUCUGUGAGCAAUGCUGUUGAUCCUGACGUUGGAUCUAACUCAGUGAAAACAUACCACUUGAGUGAGAGUGACUUUUUCACAAUCGAAAUUCAGACUGGAAGAGAUGGUUCAAAAUUUGCCGAUCUGAUCCUGAAAAAGAGUUUGAACAGAGAACAGCAGGCGGUUCAUAAUUUGAUACUGACGGCAGUCGAUGGUGGGAUGCCUUCUUCUUCUGGAACUGCCAGCAUUAUUGUUCACGUUUUAGAUACAAAUGACAAUGCUCCAGCAUUCGAAAAAGACAGCUACCAAGUUAAAGUGUUGGAAAAUUCACCAAUUGGGAGUCUAGUAAUUCAUCUCAAUGCGACAGAUUUAGACGAAGGGUCAAAUGCUGAUUUGCAAUACUCAUACAGUCUGUAUACAUCAGAGAAAGCUCAAGAAACCUUUUAUUUAAAUCCAAUCACGGGUGAAAUUACUGUAAAGGGAAUGUUAAAUUAUGAAGAUGUCAAGUUGUAUGAUAUGGAAAUUAUAGCCACUGAUAAAGGAGAUAGUGUACUUUCAGGACAAUGUAAACUCAUAAUAAAUGUGGAGGACAUGAAUGACAACCACCCAGAAAUAUCUAUUAAAUCUUUUAAGAGUCCAGUGAAUGAAAAUAUAGAAUUGGACACAGUUAUAGCUGUAGUUAGUGUUAGUGAUAAAGACUCAGGUGAUAAUGGCAUCGUUGAUUUAAAGAUUCCUGAAAAUAUGCCUUUCAAACUGAAGGAGUCCUCUGAUAACUAUUAUGAAUUAGUGGUGUCGGAGUCAUUAGACCGUGAGAAAGUCCCAGAAUAUGAUAUCACGUUCACUGUCACAGACAGAGGCUCUCCUCCUUUAUCUGACAAUGAAACUAUGACUUUAGAGCUGCUGGAUGUCAAUGACAAUGUUCCACAGUUUCCACAGUCAUUUUAUACCAUACGUGUAAUGGAGAAUAAUGCACCUGGAGCCUUGCUCAGCUCCCUCACGGCCUUUGACCCUGACCUUCAUGAAAAUCAGUAUCUAGUUUACUUCAUCAUAGAGAAGGAGAUAGCCAACACCUCCAUGUCCAUGCUGUUCUCCAUCAAUCCAGAGAACGGGAAUCUUUAUGCACUGAAAACUUUUGACUAUGAGAUUGAGAAGGAGUUUCUUUUCCACAUCGAGGCCCGAGACUCUGGCUCUCCUCCACUCAGCAGCAAUGUGACUGUUCACAUCAUUAUUGUGGACCAGAAUGACAACGCUCCAGUCAUUGUCUCUCCGUGGCGUGCUCACGGCUCAGUGGUGGAGGAAAAGAUCCCCAGAUCCACUGAUAAAGGCUCCCUGGUGGCCAAAGUCAUCGCUUUGGACACAGACUCAGUGCACAACUCUCGGAUUACCUACCAGUUUCUCCAGGUGACUGACGCCACCUUGUUCAGUCUGGAUCAAUACAACGGAGAGAUCCGGACCAUGAGGAUGUUCAGCUACAGAGAUCCACGCCACCAGCGGCUGGUUGUUGUUGCCAAGGACAACGGGCAGCCUGCUCUGUCUGCUACAGUCACCAUCAAGCUGUCCACAGUGGAGACUGCAGUGAAGGCCUACUCUGACAUGACUGAGAUGCCUCUGGAAUAUGACAUCUUCUCAGACCUCAACCUGUACUUGGUGAUCGGUCUGGGUUCAGUGUCCUUUCUGCUGCUCAUCACCAUUCUGGUCACCAUCGUGCUCAAGUGUCAGAAACCCAAGCCCAGCAAAACAGCUGCUCCCUGCAGGAACAGUGUGAUCAGUGAGCGGAACUCCACCAUCGCUGACUCCACUCUGGUGUCCAACGACGCCUACUGGUACAGUCUGUUUCUGGCCGAGACCCGGAAAGGAAAGCUGGUGGUCAGACAGCCUAUGCCCAAGGGCUCCAGAUACAUCGUGUCCAGCAUCCCGAGAGGGACAGGACUGACUGACACAAGUGACUCAGCAGCAUCCACUCUGCAGGUAUGAAAUGAAGUU
This is a messenger RNA of Salarias fasciatus (jewelled blenny), 2418 nucleotides long. RefSeq names its product protocadherin alpha-C2-like. The record is from RefSeq and is a predicted model, not a curated record. The coding region runs from base 1 to 2409 and encodes 802 amino acids. Gene Ontology annotation, cellular component: plasma membrane. The transcript has a single exon. Lineage: Eukaryota; Metazoa; Chordata; Actinopteri; Blenniiformes; Blenniidae. Gene Ontology annotation, biological process: homophilic cell-cell adhesion. Gene Ontology annotation, molecular function: calcium ion binding.